AGUUUCUUCCUUUUCUGCCGCUCUGCAAAUUCCGAAGCCCCAAUUCUGUUUUCCCAACAAUGGCGCGAAAGUCUUCUCUCCUCAAGCGAACCCUAGCUUCUUCCUGCAUUAUUCUCGCCCUAUAUGCCAUCGUCAACACCUUCAUCAGCUCCACAGCCACUCUCAAGCUCGACCGUUCCUUCCCCUUCAGCUCUGCCAAUUCCGUCGUAGUCUCCGAUGAAUUUGGUUCGCAAGACACUGAUCUCCUCAAUACUUCAGGAAAAUUCGUUUCCCCUGUCAAGAUUUACCUCUACGAUGUGCCGACGAGGUUUACGUACGGUGUAAUUGAGCACCACGGCAUAGCGCGCGGAGGGAAAUCCGUCGCUGAAGUCACGGCGCUUAAGUAUCCAGGUCAUCAGCAUAUGGCGGAGUGGUUUCUGUUCACGGAUCUGCUUCGACCGGAGUCGGAGCGUAUUGGGUCUGCUGUGGUUAGGGUGUUCGAUCCUAAGGAAGCGGAUUUGUUCUAUGCACCGUUCUUCGCGUCCUUAAGCUUGAUUGUGAACCCUAUCCGACCUGCAACGUCGUCGGGUCAGCAGCAGCAGCUUGUGUACAGUGACGAGGAGUCGCAGGACGCCUUCAUGGAGUGGUUGGAGAAGCAGGAGUACUGGAAGCGGAACAAUGGAUGGGAUCACGUCAUUAUAGCGCAGGACCCGAAUGCAUUAUAUAGGGUCAUUGACAGGGUUAAGAACAGUAUCUUGCUCGUUUCGGAUUUCGGGCGGUUGAGGGCCGACCAAGCAUCGCUAGUUAAGGACGUAAUUGUCCCAUACUCCCAUAGGAUCAAUACUUAUAAUGGUGAUAUCGGAGUUGAAAAUCGCAAGACUUUAUUGUUCUUUAUGGGCAAUCGAUACCGUAAAGAGGUCCUUGUAAGAAAUGUCCCACCCGAUCCGGAUGAAUCUGUCAGCGAGCUUGUUGAGCACUUUUUCUUAGUGAACCAUCCGGGUCACUAUCUUACUCAUCAGGUCGUACGGGAUGCAAACAAGUUGGCCAAACUAGUCAAGAAGAAGAAGAAAGCACAGAAUUGGCUUGACUACUACCAACUCAAGUAUUCAAGAAACUCUACAAUUAAGCCUGUCGUGAAGACUGGUUUUCUUGGACUCUGGGGGAAGAAAGUGGACGCAAUUGAGUUUCAAACAGCAGAGAUUGAGAGGCUAUCCAUAGAAAUAGCCUCGGAGAGAAAAAGGAUUUCCGAUGAUCCAAAAUCUAUUAUGCCAGCAGCAUUUGUAUCAUUUAAGUCGCGUUGGGGUGCAGCUGUUUGUGCACAAACUCAGCAAUCUAGAAAUCCAACUAUUUGGUUGAGUGAAUGGGCUCCAGAACCACGUGAUGUAUAUUGGGAAAAUCUUGCAAUUCCAUAUGUUUCACUUACCAUUAGAAGGCUAAUUAUGGGCGUUGCAUUCUUCUUUCUUACUUUCUUCUUCAUGAUUCCCAUAUCAUUAGUACAGUCUCUUGCUAGCAUUGAGGGGAUUGAGAAGAUUGCACCAUUCCUAAAACCCCUUAUUGAAAGGGACUUUGUUAAGUCAUUUGUCCAAGGUUUUCUUCCUGGAAUCGUGUUGAAGCUUUUUCUCAUUUUUCUGCCUACAAUAUUGAUGAUAAUGGCUAAAUUUGAAGGAUUUACAUCUCUAUCUUCUCUAGAAAGGAGAGCAGCAGCUCGUUACUACGUUUUCAACUUUGUGAACGUGUUCCUUGGCAGUGUUAUUGCAGGAGCUGCUUUUGAACAGCUGAAUACUUUUAUUAAGCAGUCUGCUAAUGAAAUUCCCAAGACAAUCGGUGUGGCGAUACCGAUGAAAGCGACUUUCUUUAUAACUUAUAUCAUGGUUGAUGGAUGGGCUGGCAUUGCUGGGGAGAUUUUGAUGUUAAAGCCCCUAAUAAUGUUCCACUUGAAGAACUUUUUCUUAGUGAAGACUGAAAAGGAUAGGGAAGAGGCAAUGGAUCCUGGAAGUCUUGGUUUCAACACAGGAGAACCUCGAAUUCAAUUAUAUUUUCUAUUAGGCCUCGUCUAUGCAACUGUGACGCCUCUCUUGCUUCCUUUUAUCAUAGUCUUCUUCGCCCUCGGCUUUGUUGUCUUCCGGCAUCAGAUCAUAAAUGUUUACAACCAGGAAUAUGAGAGUGCUGCGGCGUUCUGGCCUGAUGUCCAUGGGCGAAUCAUUUAUGCAUUGAUUUUCUCACAGGUGGUUCUAAUGGGACUACUAAGUACAAAGAAAGCUGCCCAAUCAACCCCAUUUCUAAUUGCACUUCCAGUAAUCACAAUAUCAUUCCAUCUGUACUGCAAGGGCCGUUACGAACCUGCAUUUAUCCGAUAUCCCAUAGAGGAAGCAAUGAUGAAGGACACUUUGGAACGUGCAAGGGAACCAAACCUGAAUUUGAAAGGAUACUUACAAACUGCAUAUGCCCAUCCAGUUUUCAAGGAAAGUGAAGAGGACGAUGAAGCCGAAUCAAACGAAGCAUUUGAAACAGAGAGUACGUUGGUAGCGACGAAACGCCAGUCGAGAAGGAACACUCCAAUACCGAGCAAAGCCAGUGUUCCUUCGUCUCCUUCUUUGCCCGAGGUUCGGAGGGAUAGGCAUCAACCUUGAAAAGUAAAUCAAAAGGUACAUAGGAUCCACAUCUCUUUGUACAUUUUACUGUAAACUAAAAUGGUGUCUGUUGUGGAGAAAUGAUGAUGCUGUAAAUUGUAUGAGAAAAGGUGUAGAAUGUAGAGUAGUAACCAAUGAGAAGAGUUGGAGUUGUCAUUAUGCUUAGCAUAGUAUAAUUUUUUCUUAUUUAGUUGGUUUUUUUAAUAAUAAGGAUUAUGAUAAAUUAUGUACUGUCGGGGCCUUUUCUGCAAUUUCCUGUUUUUUUUGGGUUCAAUGUGUAAACUAUUUUUGUGGCAAGCCCUCUUUUAUAGGUUAAAGGAGGAUUGGAUUUAACCUACAACUCUUAAUUGUUGAAUCUGAAGUGGACUGUAAUUGAGUGGAGUUUCUUGA
Molecule: messenger RNA, 2999 nt
Organism: Cucurbita moschata (crookneck pumpkin)
Lineage: Eukaryota; Viridiplantae; Streptophyta; Magnoliopsida; Cucurbitales; Cucurbitaceae
Product: calcium permeable stress-gated cation channel 1-like
Exons: 9
Coding region: 60-2609 (849 amino acids)
Cellular component (GO): plasma membrane
Molecular function (GO): calcium-activated cation channel activity
Source: RefSeq, a predicted model, not a curated record